CUUAGUUUAGGCCAUUCUUUGGCAGCCACUCGUUCACCAUGCGUUUUUCCUCAUUCCUCCUCGCGGCAUGUGCCUCAAGUGCAUUCGGGCAGUUCCACCAGAAUUUCAAGAGAUUUACAAACACUAGUAUUCCUGCCACUACGACUUCUUCCUCUGUUCCUAGUUCACUUGAUACGAGUGCUACUACGACUGGUAGCUCUGCUCCGUCUACUGCGCCUGUCUCUCUUGGAACGGCCCAGCUUGGUGCAGGUGCUAGUUACACUACUGCACUUGAUGGUUCAGCAGCAGUCUCUCUCUUCAUCCGAAAUGGAGUUGCUACGUUCAGACUCGUGCCAUUCCUGGCCGCCUUCGCAGGCCGUCGUGUCUUUGUCAUCUUCAGUAUCCUCGUUAGGCCUCCUCGCGGAGGCCGUAAGCGUCAAGCGUUUGAAGGAUGCAGCCUCGAAGUUCAGUUGGAUGGCCAAAGGAUCUACAACCAAGUAAUGACCGACACGGGCGGAUCAGAGGUUGGACAGAGAAGCAACCCCGUCAGGCUUAACGCCGAAGGUCGCCCCGAUAUCCAAUACUUCCUGACUUGUGGCUCUGAUGCUGUUGAGGUUGUUGUUUCUCAUCUCUCUGUUGAGCAAGCUGGCGAAGAUGCAGAGACCACACCUAUUGCGCCUCUCCCAACGGGUACUGAGACGCCAGGUGUUACUGACACUAACUCUGAAGGUGCUACAACAAACUCCGAGGGCGAGACUGUUAUUCCUUCCAACACUGCUACCCUUCCUGGUACUAACUCUGAGGGAUUUACUACCAAUUCUGAGGGAGAGACUGUUAUGCCUCCCAGCACUAACUCUGCUGGCUUCACCACGAACUCGAACGGCGAGACUAUCUUCCCCACUGGGACCGCAACUGGCACUCAGGAUCAAUCUUCCGCUCCAACUGCUACCUCUCCCGCUGGCUUCCCUGACUUCAUUGAUGCUUUCACCCUCUUUGGCUGUGUUGGAUCUACUGAUGGCUUCCCUACUUUCGAGCUUGCUCAAUCUGAUGCCUCUAUGGAUCUGGAUCAGUGCUCUACUCUCUGCCAAGGUCGAGCCUACUUUGGUGUCUAUGACACGCAAAUUGACGGCGACGAAACCGCCCGUGUUGAGCUGGAUUCCUGCGAUAUUGAGUGCCCCGGUGAUGACUCUCAGUUCUGCGGUGGUGAUUCUCGUCGUGGCAGGAUGCACCGUCGCCAGGCCGUUCCUUCCAAUCGCCUUCUCACGGUUUAUGUUGCUGCUGGCGCUCAAACUGAUGUUAUCACCAACGAAGUUACUCGAACCGUCACUGAUCAGUCAACCUUCGUCACUACUUUCACCACUACAGUUGCUGGACCUGUCACCACUGCCACCGAGCGCGUAGUAUACAUCUUUGUUGAGGCCGACUGCAGCGACUGUGACGGCCAGUGGGUCUAUGUCCCUGAAGUUUGUGACUGCCAGGGCGGUUUCCAAUAUGUGCCCUACUUCUGCUUUGCAGGCAGCUGCUCUGGAAAGACUGUUUACAAGUCUCAGGAAUGCAAUGAUUGGUGGAACUACAAGAACUUCUAUGUCCCAGCAGACUGCGAGGGAUGCUCCGGUGGAGAGGUCAUUUACAAGCCUUGGGACAAUUCUUGGGGUACACCUGAGAACUGCAAGACCGAGGAGAUUCCUGCCUGUGAGGGUCCCAAGUGCCCUCCUGUCUACCCUAACAACAAGGGCCAGAACGGAGGUGGUAGCAGUGAUCACGAUGGCAGCUCCCAGCCUGGCAUGCACCAUGGAGGUUCCAACAGUGGUUCAAACGGUGGCUCCAGCUCUGACGAUCAGAGCAAGGGCUCGAACGACAAUAGCUCAAAGGGCAAUGGCCCUGAGUGCAUUGGAGAUAGCUGCACCGGACCCUACGGCGGUGAAUCCAACUCCAAGCCCAAUGGUUCCCAUGAGUCCAACGAAGGUGACUCCCACGGUGAGCCCGCACCUGGCAGCAAGCCCACUGGCCCGUCUAUGGAAAGUGGCUCUCACGGUGAGCCCGCACCUGGCGGCGAGCCUACUGGCGCUCCCAUGGUUGUUAGCGGCGCCGACAAGCAGGUUGCUAGUUUUUUUGCUCUUCUGGCUGCCCUCGCCCCUGCCCUUCUCUAGACAUUAAAUUAUUUAUUUUCUAUGUGAAUACUUACAUUAAACUUGCUUUAAUAGACCGACGUUGCUAUGGAG
This is a messenger RNA of Fusarium oxysporum Fo47, 2201 nucleotides long. RefSeq lists its product as uncharacterized. The transcript is spliced from 3 exons. The coding region runs from base 39 to 2129 and encodes 696 amino acids. NCBI's taxonomy places the organism in Eukaryota, Fungi, Ascomycota, Sordariomycetes, Hypocreales, Nectriaceae. The record is from RefSeq and is a predicted model, not a curated record.